GCUACUAAGAUACGCAGUGUUUACAUGCUAACUCUUAGCAUUUCACUUUCCUUGGUUGAAAGUAAGCUAUGCCUAACUACGUAUGGACGUGUGUGAAGCAUUUGGGAAAACGUGCAAUUAUUGUUGACGUAAAACUGCCGGCAUUGACUAAAUAUCCGAGUGUUUUAUAAUAUCUGUUUCUAUUUCUCUUGUUUUUGGUUCAUGGGUUCACUAGCUUGGGUGCACAUAAGUCCGCUAACGUUACUUUCAUGGAUGUUCGAACGCUAAAGCAGCGUUCGCUUAAUAAUACCGAGCUUAGUUCCUUCCGCAAUGGUUGUCGAGAUAGACAACUUCUUCGGUGUAUACAUGCUGUACUGCACAAAUCUCAAAUUCAAAGGACGUAUUUACAUCGGCUUCACGGUGAAUCCUGAGCGCAGGAUCGGACAGCACAACGCCGGGCGGCACCGAGGGGGAGCCAAGAGGACCAGUGGAAGAGGACCGUGGGAGAUGGUCCUCAUAAUACAUGGCUUUGCCUCAGAUAUUGCUGCCCUUCGUUUUGAGUGGGCGUGGCAGCACCCUCACUCCUCCAGGCGUCUCUCCCUCGUCUCCCGGCGCUCCAGGAAAGAGUCGAGCUUGCAGUUCCACUGGCGUGUGGUGUCCAACAUGCUGCGGGUGGCGCCUUGGAACCGACUUCCGCUAACGGCACGCUGGCUCAAACAGGAGUACAGGAUGGACUUUGAGCCCGGCCUGCAGCCUCCACUGCACAUCCCCAUCGCUUAUGGGAGUGUGAGAGCCAAGAAGAAGCUGCCGUCUGCAGGACAGGAAGCGGAAGAGGAGGAGACAUCCAGGUGUUUUCUCUGUAAAGAGCUGGUCAAGGUGUCAGAAAAGCUGAGCUGUUUCCACCCGUCCUGUGGAAUGAGCGGUCAUGUGCUCUGCCUUGCGAAACAUUUCCUGAAGUUGGAGCCGUCACACCUCCUGCCAGUGGAGGGUGAAUGUCCGGCCUGUCGUCGCUCUUUGCUGUGGGGGAGUCUCAUCCGGAACAAGCACUGCUGUUUCGGAGACCUGGAGGAGAUUACACCGUCUGCAUCCCAGAGCCACUGGGCCGAUGAGCUGCAAAAAUGAGAGGAGCCUGUAAACCUUUUAUUUCCUUGUUGAUGCAUCGAGGAACCGUCAUAGAUGAUGUGUAAUGAAUUUUCCCAUUGAGCAGGAAUGUACAGUGACUAAAAGCUUCCAGGCGAAGCGUUAGCAGGUGCAACAUCUCUUCCAUUUUUAUCACUCUGUUCACAAAUUCAAAUCAAAUCAUGUAUCAUGUUUAUUUUUAGAAUAUUCCAUGCUUUGGGGGAAAACACUCGUAAUGUGUGUUUUACAAAUAAAGCAAGCUUGUUCUAAAGAGUGCA
Molecule: messenger RNA, 1376 nt
Organism: Gasterosteus aculeatus aculeatus (three-spined stickleback)
Lineage: Eukaryota; Metazoa; Chordata; Actinopteri; Perciformes; Gasterosteidae
Gene: slx1b
Product: SLX1 homolog B, structure-specific endonuclease subunit
Biological process (GO): double-strand break repair via homologous recombination
Cellular component (GO): Slx1-Slx4 complex
Molecular function (GO): 5'-flap endonuclease activity; crossover junction DNA endonuclease activity
Source: RefSeq, a predicted model, not a curated record